Prorocentrum cordatum is the source of this 477-nucleotide messenger RNA. Lineage: Eukaryota; Dinophyceae; Prorocentrales; Prorocentraceae. The record is from the annotation of a GenBank genome assembly.
AUGCACGCCUGGUUCUCCUCGCUGAACUUCGCAGAGCUGGAGGAAUUCAAGGUGCCCGCGCCCUACAAGCCGGCGAUGAAGGGCGACAACGACGUGUCGAACUUCGAGGACAUCCCCGAGUCCAAGGACGUUUCCCCGGCCGUGACCGGCGCCACGGACCACGACCCCUUCACAGAUGGUGAGCCGGAGCCCGCCGCGGCCGUGCUCCGCGUCCGGUUUCACAGCGUCCAGGAGGAGAGGGGAGGAGGCCUCGGCUGUGGCGGCGGCUCCCGGGGGUGCCAUUCGCGCCCCUUUCCGGGCGCGCACUCUUUUUGUGCAGCGCGUGAGUCGGGCCCGAGGCGGCCGACCGCCUCAUCGGGCCGAGAGGCCCGGGGCGGGGCGGCCCUUCGCUUCUCGCGGCACCCAGCACCGCGGGAGCAGGAGGAGGAGGAGGAGGAGGAACCAACCGUCAGAAAGCAAUUAGGACGUGCCACGUGA